Molecule: messenger RNA, 7039 nt
Organism: Eriocheir sinensis (Chinese mitten crab)
Lineage: Eukaryota; Metazoa; Arthropoda; Malacostraca; Decapoda; Varunidae
Gene: whd
Product: carnitine O-palmitoyltransferase 1, liver isoform-like
Exons: 18
Coding region: 190-2517 (775 amino acids)
Biological process (GO): fatty acid metabolic process; carnitine metabolic process
Cellular component (GO): mitochondrion
Molecular function (GO): carnitine O-palmitoyltransferase activity
Source: RefSeq, a predicted model, not a curated record
AGAGAAGAAGAGGAGGAAGAAGAAGAACACAGACGUCAGAGGGCUACAGAAGAGGAAGAAGAGGAAGAAGAGAGAGUGAGAGAGAGAGAGAGAGAGGUUCACUUCACUCCGGGGCAGGAAUCAGAAGGUCCGGGCGGCGGCUCUCCCUUCUAUUUCGCACAGUGAGUGGGGCGGGCAGCAGCACCAGGGAUGGCGGAGGCUCACUCAGCGGUGGCAUUCUCCUUUGCCAUCACCCACGAGGGCGUGCAUGUCAACUAUGACCGGGAGGUUCUGCAUGUCAUCUUCUACUCUGGCCUUCGCUCAUGGCGCCGAAACCUCCGCCGCUUUGUGAACAAUGUGCGGUGUGGUGUCUUCCCCGCCUCCCUCACCUCAAUGGCCCUCACAGUGGGAGGCUACAAUGCUCUCUACCUCACCCGGGACACUUAUGCCUCUGGAUAUGACAUCUCCCUGGGUCUGGUUGAUCGCCUCAGACCAUUCAUCAAAUUGGAAGAGCAAGCUCAGACUGUGGCCUGCUGCUCCAUUAUUGCAUGCGGCUGCUGGAUUGGUGCUUCAAUGCUCAUGAAGUACACUCUCAGAUUUCUCUACAUGUACAAAGGGUGGAUGUAUGAGUCCCGUGGCAAGGGCGGCAGCAUGAGCUUCCUCACCAAGCUCUGGAUCGUGACGGUCAAACUGCUCACCAGGUUCUCUCGGCCCAUGUUGUAUUCCUACCAGGGUGCCCUGCCCCGCCUCCCCCUGCCGGCCCUCAGCCAGACCAUGUCCAGGUACCUGCGCAGUGUGAGGCCUCUGAUGGAUGACGAGAACUACUCCCGCACGGAGGGCUUGGUCAAGAACUUCCAGAAUGGUAUUGGCAAAAAGCUGCAGAGGUACUUAUUGCUGAAGUCUUGGUGGUCUACCAAUUAUGUUACGGAUUGGUGGGAAGAGUUUGUGUACCUGCGAGGAAGAUCUCCCCUCAUGGUCAAUUCCAACUUUUAUGGAACAGACGCCAUUCUGUUGCACCCCACACACCUCCAGGCAGCUCGGGCAGGGAAUGUGACACACGCUGCCUUCCUCUUCCGUCGCCUCGUGGACAACCAAACACUGGAGCCGAUAAUGGCUCAAGCCUUGGUGCCACUGUGUUCCUACCAGUACGAGCGCACCUUCAACACCAUUCGCAUCCCAGGCAUGCAGACAGACAAAAUUGUUCACUUCAGCGACUCUACACACAUUGUGGUGUACAAUGCUGGCCGCUACUUCAAGAUGCCCUGCUACUACAAGGGCAAGCUGCUCAACCCCAAGGAACUCCAAAUGCAGUUCGAAAGGAUCCUUGCAGAUGAAAGUGUUCCGGAGAAGGGCGAGGCCACUCUUGGGGCGCUGACGGCCGGAGAGCGCACACCAUGGGCCGAGGCGCGCACCAAAUUCUUCAACAAAGGCAUCAACUUUGCCUCUCUGAAGGACAUUGAAAAGGCUGCCUUUGUGGUUGUGCUGGAGGAUGACGAGUAUGAUUAUGACCCCGAGGAUCCCACACAGCUGGACCGCUUUGGCCGUGCUAUGCUGCAUGGCAAGGGUUAUGACCGCUGGUAUGACAAGUCUUUCAACGUGAUUGUCAUGAAGAAUGGACGGAUUGGUUUUAAUGCAGAACACAGCUGGGCUGAUGCCCCCAUCAUGGGCCACAUGUGGGAGUACAUUAUUGGCGAGGAUGUCUUUGAGUUUGGAUACGAUGACGAGGGUAACUGUGUGGGCAAAGUGACCUGCAACCCACCUGUACCAACUCGCCUCAAGUGGGACUUUAGUCAGGAGUGCCUGCAAGCCAUCGAUACCUCCUUCAGGGUUGCCGAUGCCCUUUUGAACGACGUGGACCUGCGUCUGCUGAUGCACACAGCAUAUGGCAAGGGCUUCAUGAAGGGAUGCCGCCUCUCUCCUGAUGCUUACACCCAGAUGGCUCUCCAGCUGGCCUACUACAGGGAUGCAGGCAAGUUUAACCUGACGUAUGAAGCCAGUAUGACGCGCCUCUUCCGUGACGGUCGAACGGAGACUGUGCGGCCGUGCACUAUUGAGUCCUCUGCCUGGGUGAAGGCCAUGGAGGACAAGAAUGUCUCGAAUGCCAAGCGUGUGGAGCUGCUGAAGAUGGCCUGUGACCAGCACCAGCUAGGCUACCGUGAUGCGAUGUGUGGCAAGGGUAUUGACCGUCACCUCUUCUGUUUGUAUGUCGUCUCCAAGUACCUGGAAGUGGACAGUCCUUUCCUUAACGAGGUGCUGUCUGAGCCCUGGCGCCUUAGCACUUCGCAGACGCCUCAUGGCCAGACCAGCAAGAUGGACCUUUCCAAGAAUCCUAAGUGCAUCAGUGCCGGUGGAGGCUUUGGACCUGUGGCUGACGAUGGUUAUGGAGUGUCCUACAUCAUUGCCGGGGAGGAGACUAUCUUCUUCCAUGUGUCCAGCAAAAAGAGCUCCUCCGUCACAGAUUCUAAGAGGUUUGCACGUCAGAUAGAGAAGGCGCUCAGUGACAUGAAGAAUCUCUAUGCUGGACUGGCCAAGAAAUAAUGACAACACAGUUAGGCUUUUUAUGGACUUGGAUGUAGGAGGGUCCAUUGCUGCGUGAUCUUGGAAGUCCUUCAACUCUCAAGGUUUGGCUGACAGGAACAGGAGAAACACUGACAGUGUAAAUGUGACAUGUUUCUGGUUGUGUAGGGAGGAUCAAGUCCCCUUUUUAUGACUUUUAAUGCAUUAUGUUUACAGUUUUAAUUUUUUUAUUUUAAUUUUUACUUCCAUCUGAUUGAUUUUAUCAUUUCUCGUUGGUAAAAUACUGGAGGGAAGAUAAAUUUUAAAGGCUAAUACACACUACUAAGAAUUUCAGGCAAAUGUUUUGGCUGUACAGGAUGGUGGUUUUUGUUUGACAGAUUUAAAUAUACAAUCAUUGAGUUCCCUUCCCUUGUGAGCAGUAACACACUAGUUGGUGGCUCACACUGCAUGCUUCUUCUCUUUGCCUGUGUCUGUCAUGCUACAGUGAGAUGAGAUUACUUGUAGUUGUAAUGAAAUAGUUUUGUUUUUACUUGUGCACUUUGGUACACUUUCAUAUCAAAUCAAAACCUUACCUGCACAUACAAACAUGCACAGGAGACACACGUACAUUCCUACACACAAGACAUCAAGCACACGGUCCAUUGCCAUGUGUCAGCAAGGCAAGUGUAGUGAAGUGUUAAAGGAGUCAUGGGUAUAUAUAUGUAUAGAUAAUUAUGUAUAAAGAUUCAGAUGUUUAUUAUCCUUGUUUUAUCAAUGUUGCUUAAUUUUAGUCUGGACACAUAGAUUAGGUACAGAGAAGAUGGAUGAUGUAGGUUGCAUUUGCUGGAUGUUUUCAUCAUCAUUUUGGGAGCCAGUAUUAUGGACUUACUCAUUAAUUCUUUGGAAAUAUCUUAAUUUUUUUUUAAAUUAUGGUUUGGGGUUUAAGUAUUUUAUUAAUUAGAUGUGGGGAAUCUAGAUUAACAUUUCUUGAAUUUAAAAAAAGUACAACUAAUGUUGCAGGACAUUUUGUUUUAAGGAAACAUGUCCUUGCACUGCCAUUGUUUUGUUACAAAUAUGGUAGCUUUCACAUGGCUCAGUGUUAUAACCUGUUUGUUCUUGUUGAUGUAGGUAACUUUACACUCCUGAGAGCAGCAUCUGUUGGUGUUCAGAGGUUCACAGGUAGGUAUGUCAGGGUAUGAGGGAGUGUGGGGGGAGCUCUAGGCCCACACUCAUGGUUCACUUUCCACAUGAAGAAUGGAGGAUGGAGUUGAUAUAAAAUUAACCCGUUAGCUACGGCGAUCAUGUUUCUUAAAAGACCCCUCUAAGCGAAUUAAUGAGAAAAAAAUCAUCACUCACAAAAACUAAUAUAUGUAUCAAUGCAUUUGUGAUCAAAUGCAUAUAUAUAUAUAUAUAUAUAUAUAUAUAUAUAUAUAUAUAUAUAUAUAUAUAUAUAUAUAUAUAUAUAUAUAUAUAUAUAUAUAUAUAUAUAUAUAUAUAUAUAUAUAUUGGGGGGGUUAUGUCAUGGCAAGAAUUUGGCCCGUCGCUGGUACGCGGUAAAGCCACAUAUUUGGCCCGUCACAGCUACCGGGCUAAGAAAUGCAAAUUGUAGACUUAAACACAUAUUAAGGUGUGGAAUUUUGAUAAAAAAGGAAUGCACUGAACUAAUCCAGUUACAUAUUAAGCUUCAUAAGUAUGAUGUUGCUGUAUAGUAAAUCUAUUUUCACCAGCAGUAUGAGUAAAUUCACCAAAUCUUUUCAUUUGAUUGCACUUCAGAUGUGGAAACACAAAUAAUCAAUGUUGUCAAUGAUAAAGGUGAUGGCUAUUUCACAAAUAAGGUAAUGGGUAUUGAAAACUACAAACAAAAUGGUAAAAUCUUUUAAGGAAAUUAUGAUGUUGAAGGUGCAGAUGUAAGCAGUUCAUACCUACUGUCAGUUUGUUGUUAUGGAUCAUCCAUGAGCUGUGUGCAUUCUGGCCAUCCAAAGGGAAGUAGAUUCAUCCCUCCUUCCUCAUGUGGGCCCAAGAUUAGAUCUGAUGAUUUCUGUCUUCAUUAGUUUGUUAACAUUGAGACAGCUGUUUUUUUAUCUUGCAGGAUCUUAUAAUGAGGUAGUGAAUUAUUUUUAUGCUCAGUUAUUAUUUAUGAAACUUCUUGCCAUUCAUUCAUUCAGGAACUAAGGAGAGUCAUGUAAGAAUGGUGAAUUUCUGGCACCGACAAUUCUACGCUUUAUUCAAAUGAAUGUGGAGAAAAUAUGAAACCCUUUAAUGACAAGAAAAUUAAGUUAAAUAACAGAUCUCCUCCUUGCAUGAUUCCUUGUGGUAGAUGGUGAGGGUGGUGGUGAGUAUCAUGCCUUGUCUUGCCACCGCUCCAGCAUCUAGAUUUGUUGUGACAGCAUUGUGUUGUGUCCUAGACCCAUGUGAUGGAUCCUGUUUGUGGCUUUCCUUCUGGACCUCCUUGUGACAAUCAAAUCAUGAGGUGUUGAGCCUUGAGGAGGUGUGUAAGGUGUCACUGCUCAAAUCCUUGGGAGUCCUUGGGUGCAGAAUGUCUGACUUUACUUGCACCUGUGUUCACAGAAGAUUAGAGACACCGUCUAGGGCAGCUGGAGUGCUUUUUAGCUUACUGGAGGUCAUAGCCAAGUCUAGGAGGCAGUGAAGCAUUGUUUUGGAUCAAUUAGUUUUAUAUUUAUCAAUCGAAUGUGUACUUAGCUAAGGUUUUAAUGGCCAGUUGGUUGCUAAUUUUGCCAGAGUGGGUACAUCAUCUGAGGCAGUUGCAUUUAGUAAGGUUGAACCAGAUCCUUGUAUAAUUUAUUGUCAUUUACUAAACUGAUUUAUCUGAGCUUUUAACUAAAUCGAGAAAAGUCCAUGGCACAUCAUGUUUUUGUUCAUCAUUAGGGUGUGUAGGGAGACAAGUUCAGAAGUAAAAAUCCGAGCCAAACCCUAACGCUGAACGUGGUCAGUCCUACAUGCUUUGGCAAGUGUACAAUUGUGACAUUCAUCCUGCCCAUCUUGUGACAAGUGGUUCCAUGCCAUCUUUCAUGCAUACUUUUAUUUUAUUUUUAGUAGAAGAAAUUUUAUUAUAUUUUUGUUAUAGUUACUACAGAAACUUAAAACUUUAUGAACCCAGUUCAGGUAUUCUCACCAGGUGCCUCAAUAUCAAUGCAAUUAUUCCUUAAUGAACAAUGCAAUCUUGUGUAGUACUGCUCUUCUUGUAGCAAUGUGUUCAUAGUGUUUUAGAAGUAGUGUUCUAGACAUAAUAAUAAAUUAAUAAAAUGCAUAUAAUUUUAUACUUUCUCCUCUUGUUUCAUAUGAUUUUUGUAAGUAUUCCAUCUUUUUUGCUCUUAAUACUGGCAGGAUUGAAGAAAAUGCUAACAAAAAUAUUCAAGGAGGGCAGGAGUAUGUGUGAGAUUGCCAGUAAAUUGGAAGCUGUUUGAAUUGAUUAAGUCUGAUGCCAACUACCACAUGAGCGUGUCAUCCUAGAAGGUGUUCACCCAAUUAACAAGUUUAAGGAAGUAGCCUGUGUAGGUGGAAAGUCUGAAGCAGCAACAACAGACUGGUAAUGGCAACUCGCAUCUAUAAGCCAUUGUGUAGUUUGGAUCAUUUAAUUUUUUCCCCGUUCAGAUAAUUUCCUACAGACUUGUGUUCAUAAAUUUGCUGCAUCUUGUCCUGUUUUAAGGUAUUCAGUGGCACCCACCAGAAGGUAACUUGCCUUGUUUUAUACCCAUUUACAUGUGUUCAUUUCUUGUUGUAUAAUUGUGUAACAUACUCUCAUGUUAUCUUUUUUCGUAUGUAAAGUUUUCAGUCUUCCUUCAUUGAUAAAAGAUCUUAAAAUGGGCCACCUUGUAUCAAGCCUCUGUAGUCUGUAUGUAUCUUUUCAAUCUUCUUUUAAGGUGUCUUUGAAAGUAGGCUCUAAACAUUGGCUUGAUGUUCUAAUGUUACAUUUACAAUAUUAAUUUAUUAUUAGGCGGUGGCCGAAGUGGUAACGUACUGGGCCCACAUUCGCCGCGUGAUGGACGACGCGGGUUCGAAUCCUCACGCUACCACUUGGAUUUUUCAGUCACCGCCGAGUGGCUUAAAACUACCCACAUGCUGUCCUGAAGACCACCCAUCAACCCAGACUCUAGAGGAAGCCGUCCAAGCGAAUCAAGUACGAGUUCCGGGGGGCAGCAUGAGCCAAUGCAAGAUGGCGCCACUAUAAACACUCGCCUGCGCCAGAACGGGCUGGGCCGACCAUCAGGCCCCACCUGGAAGAAGCCUUGGGCCGACCAUCAGGCCCCACCAGGAAGAUGCCUACCGGCGCAACAGGCAGCGACGUAAAAAAAAUAAAUAAAUAAAUAAAUAAAUAAAUAAAUAAAUCCGUUCUAACAUAUCUAUACAUGACAAAGCUUAGUGUUAGCAUUUUAUUAUUUUUAUGAGCUGGUGAUGUGUCUGUUGAUGACUCACUCCAAGUUUGUUUCUCCAGAUACAUGUGUGUUUGUUUUCCAGCGGUUAUGUCACAUUUUUUCUGUGCUGAAUUCCAUCUACCAUUUAUACUUCAAAUUACUAUUUAAAAAUAUCAAUUUUUUUGUGUGAA